UUGAUUUAUUUCCAAUAUUGAAGUACUAGUAUGUAACGUUUGAGUUGCUUUAUAUUAAUUCAAUUGGGAAACAUCAGUAUGAUGAUUAAAAAAGUACUACAAUUGAUAAUUGUUCUAACAUGGAUGACAAAUAGUGUACACAGUUGUUCAUGUGGUCAACAGCACCCUCAAGAUGCAUUUUGCUCAGCUGAUUAUGUUUUCUAUGGCAAAGCUAUCAAGGAGAAACUUAUACCAGGCCGACCAGAUGAUGUUCACAAUAAUUUUGCGACUUGGAAUUAUACAUUUGAAAUAAUUUUCAAAAUGAAAGGAGUGACCGAAAGAGUUGGACACUUUGUAGUUAUAGAGACUGCAGGAAAUGGUGCACGCUGUGGGGUGCGCUUUACUGUCGGACAGUCUUAUAUCUUAAUGGGAAAUAAAAUUGAUGGAAUAAAAGAGAUAGGCUCCUGUGAUUUUAUUAGUCAACUCAGCAAUAUCUCAUCAUAUCAGACGUUUUACAUGUUUACACGAUUUCGUUAUUCGUACAAUUAUAAUUGUAGAAGGGGAUGUAAAAUUGGUCCCAAUUCAGAAGGUUGUAGAUUUCUGGAAGAAAAUACAGAUUUUACGACAGACAAAUGCCUUGCUACAAAAGCACUGUGUCAAAGAAAAGGACGGCGGUGCCGCUGGGUUAAUCAUGAAACCUGCUACCCUUAUGUUGUCAUGCACACUUUUCAUGAAUGA
Molecule: messenger RNA, 717 nt
Organism: Mytilus trossulus (common blue mussel)
Lineage: Eukaryota; Metazoa; Mollusca; Bivalvia; Mytilida; Mytilidae
Product: metalloproteinase inhibitor 3-like
Exons: 5
Coding region: 79-717 (212 amino acids)
Biological process (GO): negative regulation of membrane protein ectodomain proteolysis; negative regulation of endopeptidase activity
Cellular component (GO): extracellular matrix
Molecular function (GO): metalloendopeptidase inhibitor activity; protease binding
Source: RefSeq, a predicted model, not a curated record